Hyposmocoma kahamanoa is the source of this 2188-nucleotide messenger RNA. Its product is annotated as inactive peptidyl-prolyl cis-trans isomerase shutdown-like. Gene Ontology annotation, molecular function: protein binding; peptidyl-prolyl cis-trans isomerase activity. The transcript has 4 exons. The coding region runs from base 91 to 1410 and encodes 439 amino acids. Lineage: Eukaryota; Metazoa; Arthropoda; Insecta; Lepidoptera; Cosmopterigidae. The record is from RefSeq and is a predicted model, not a curated record.
UUCCACUAAAAGAUGUUUGAAAGAUAUACUAUUUGAGUUCUUUUCGUAUAAUUACCGCGCCUUGAUUCUAUAAAAUAGUUUAACUUUAUAAUGGCUACUAAUCCUAGUCUUGUAUUGGAAAACGGUUUGAGCCUGCGGCAAGUGCUCACGACAGGCUCAGUUUUGCAAAUCAACGAGGACUACGAGAAUGCGGAUUCUAAUAUGGAAUUGGAGACGCCUAAGACAAAGCUUAUCGAUUUUAUUGGGGAACCUGUAAUGUCUUUUCAAGAAUUGAAAAAUAACUUGUAUGAAGUAGACCCUGCUGGGCUUGUGAAGAAGAAAAUUCUAGAAGAGGGGGGUGGUUUCCCGUUGGAUAAAACUAAUACAGUUUAUAUUGCAUUUUCGGGAUAUUGGGAGAAGGAACAGGAGCCUUUCGAUAUUAGGAAACCUGAUAGACCUCUGAUAGUAGACCUCAGUGAUAGUGGAUUAUUACCAGGCUUGCAGAUUGCAGUUGAGUCUAUGCUUGUUGGUGAACUGUCUGUAUUCUUGCUAUCAUAUGAACUCAUGUAUGGAGAAUUGGGUAUUGUGCCAAGGAUCAAACCUAAAGCUGACUGCAUUUUCUAUGUAAAACUGAUUAAAAGCAUUAUCACUCCUACUGAAGAAAAGUUAAAUUUAGCAGAACCUAACAUUUUUCAAAGAGUAUAUCAUGAAGUUAAACUCCUAUAUGGUUCAGGAGUAACAUUGUACAAAUCUAAAAGUUACUCUGCAGCUAUACAGAUAUUCAGAAAAGCUAUUUACAUGUUACAUAAUUGUAGAUUAGCUGAUGAGGAUGAGGAAAUGCUGCAGGAAAAAAUGCUCAAGAAAUUAUACAUUAAUUUGGCGGUAUGUUACAAUAUAACCAAACAGCCAUUGAAGGCCUGUGUUUCUUGCAAUGAACUAAAUAGGUUAGGUAGUCUAUGGAACAAUGCCAAAGUGUUACUUCAAAAUGCAAAGGCCCUCAGGAUGAUAGGCCAGUUUGAACCAGCUUUAAAAAAACUUCGAAAAGCUAAAAGUUUAUGUCCACAUAAAAAAGAAAUUGAUGCAGAAUUUGAACUGUUACAAAGAAUGCAGAAAAGCUGUGAUAAAUCAAAACUACUCAUUGAAAGAAUAGUGGGACCCUCUAAAGACUUAGUCAGUGAGGAUUUCAAGAACGAAGUUGACAAUUUAAUAAAGAACUUUAAAGAAAAUGCUGAUUUGUGCAAAUUAGUCCUCCCAGGAAAUUUGAAUUUGGCAGAGACUGAGUAUAUAAAAGAAGCAUGUGUAAGAGAAAAUGUAUUUUUCAAUAAGAUUCAUAAGGAUUUUGCCUUGGACAAAGAUGAGGUAAAAUCAAGUCAAAGCAAAAGUGAUGAUUCUCCAGACUAUGAUAUUUAUGGAGAGGAAGUGUUUAAUUGAGAUAGUACGUUAUGGUUUGUUGAUUAUCAAUUAGAUAAAAAAAAUCAUAUAUUUUGCUGUCAGGUUACUUGUAUUUUACUGAAUACUGUCGAUCUUACCUACAGAGUAUAAGCAUAGUGUAUAAUAAGAACAAGUAGGCCCUGUUUGGCGCGUAUAUGCCUACUCUUCGCUCGGAGCGGAUAAUUUAUUAUUAUUAUUCUAGUUGAUACCUACAGAUUGUAAACAUAAUUUGAAAAAAUUUAGGUGUUCAUAGCUGUAUUCUCGGGCUAUAUUGAAAUAACCUUUUUAAAAUGCAGUAAUAUGUUUACGUAUUUCUAUCUUUAUCUACACCCAUAUCAUUAACUCUAUAAUGUGUUCAAAAACCGCAAAUUACUGCCAGCAUAAAGCUUUUUAACGUUGUCACAUUGUUAGAACAAAUUUCUUAUAUUCGAUGUUAUUAUUACAUUAAAAUUUCGAACAUAUCUGAAAAACAAAACAGUUUGAUUGAUCCCUCAUUUCUAAUAUCAGUCGAGAUCUUAGAGGAUGGAAAAAAAUUUCCAUAGUCUAAGGUCGAGAUGAAGUUAUAAUCGAAAUGAAAUGUCAAUAGCAAACAAUUUCGACAAUUUCACGUUUAUUUUACUUCAUAUCGAAUUGAUAUUUAUCCUAUACAUGAUAUUGUAUACUAAAUCUAUGUUUAUAUCAAGCAAGGAUAUGCUAGUUAGGGCCGAUUUUAGUUUGUCUAUGAAUUAAAAAUAAAAACUACGGUUGUGUGACACGCGUGAGAAAAGUUUUUAUUUGC